This is a messenger RNA of Telopea speciosissima, 1159 nucleotides long. RefSeq names its product haloacid dehalogenase-like hydrolase domain-containing protein 3. Lineage: Eukaryota; Viridiplantae; Streptophyta; Magnoliopsida; Proteales; Proteaceae. Bases 270 to 1049 code for a protein of 259 amino acids. The transcript is spliced from 4 exons. The record is from RefSeq and is a predicted model, not a curated record.
AACUUAGUUUCCCCAGCGAUUUGCUUAUGCGUAGCUUUCUAUUUCUAGUUGAUUCCCCACUCCCAACCAAUUUGAAUGGAGCUGGAAGCCAACACAACAACUGACAUUGGCUUAUGAAAGCAUCUCCUGGAUCUAUUUAUGUAGCUCAGCUAACCAGAAGACCUGACUGUGUUGUAAGAAUCUCCUUCGACAUUUAUCAUAAGAGAGAUAUAAUCACUGGAGAAAUAUUUUAAAUCAUUCCAAGAAGCAGCAGGAGUGUUUUUCCAAAAAUGGCGUUACUGUCAAAGUUACGCUGCAUCACUGUAGAUGUCACCGGCACACUUCUGGCUUACAAAGGGGAACUUGGCGAUUACUACUGCAUGGCAGCCAAAGCUGUUGGAUUGCCUUGUCCAGAUUACAAGCGCAUGCAUGAGGGCUUCAAAGCGGCAUACACUGACAUGACAAAAAAAUAUCCUUGCUUUGGUCAUGCAGCAAAAAUGCCGAACAUUGUCUGGUGGAAAACAUGUGUGAAAGAUUCCUUCAUCAGGGCAGGGUAUGAUUAUGAUGAGGAGACAUUUGAGAAGGUUUUCAGGCGCAUAUUUUCAGUUUUUGGAUCCUCUGCACCUUAUACUGUCUUCCAGGACUCCCAGCCAUUCCUAAGAUGGGCACGUGAACAAGGGAUCAUUGUUGGGAUUGUCAGCAAUGCUGAAUAUCGGUAUCAGGAUGUCAUUCUUCCCGCAUUGGGUCUGAACAAGGGAUCAGAGUGGGACUUUGGUGUGUUUUCUGGUCUUGAAGGUGUGGAAAAGCCAGACCCGAGAAUCUAUGAAAUUGCACUGGAAAAAGCAGGAAAUAUUGCACCAGAAGAGGCCUUGCACAUUGGGGACAGCAUGCGUAAGGAUUAUCUUCCAGCAAAGAGUGUGGGAAUGCAUGCAUUGCUGCUGGAUAGAUUUAAGUCAACUGAUGCUGACAGUUGGAGGAAAUCUGGUGCCAUUGUGCUUCCUGACUUAGUGGCUGCACAAGCUUGGCUUACAUCAGAGGAGAAACCUCAUUGCGAGUCUCUCUAUCCUUAAGAUGGUACAUCUUUGAAGGAUGAACUCAAGAUCACAAAUACUAGUCAGUGUCUUGCUCCAAAAUGUUCACAAAAAGUUACCUUAAAUAGUAGUUCUCCAUCCCCGUACAC